Eriocheir sinensis (Chinese mitten crab) is the source of this 12445-nucleotide messenger RNA. RefSeq lists its product as uncharacterized. The record is from RefSeq and is a predicted model, not a curated record. Bases 2170 to 3222 code for a protein of 350 amino acids. Lineage: Eukaryota; Metazoa; Arthropoda; Malacostraca; Decapoda; Varunidae. The transcript has 6 exons.
GAAAAAGGGGGAGAGUAUACCAGGUGUCUGUUAGCCCACGGGUCCAUGGGGUUCAGGAGGUCUAUUGGGUCCUUCAGUGGGCUUGAAGGGGUCAUGUACCUGGCUCAAAAACCAUCAUCCACUAGUUUUUGCCUCUAAACGGAAUGUAUGGCGUACUGAGGAUGAGCGACGCUGUAAACGAAAGACAGCCGCUCCUCCCAAGAGAGUCGGUGAACGCCUGACAUCACACUGUGGGUCCUGGAGCAUAUUGCCCUUCGCGCUAAGCAAAAGGAGAAGUCAGAGCUUUCACCUGACACCGAACUUGGCCGCCACUUUAAGAAUGGCAAGGACUAGUGCUUCAUGGGGAUCAAAGUGUAGAGAGCUCAGGGACUGGUGUUCUUUGGGCGCCCUUAAAAAAUGAGGGAAAGCAACGUUUAUAAAUUAUUUUACACGUAUAAGCAAUUUGUAUGUGUAACUUAACAAUGUCGAAGAUGAAAACAUAUGUGUAAUAUCCGUAGAUUUAGAUCGCUGACGGUUUUUUGUUGAGUGUUUGCCAGCCUUUCCGACGACAAAACUCUGUGUUUGUACUUGGAGGUGAAAACUGGUGACGUGUGUAGGGAUAAAAGGUCGGGAGCACAGGGAGAGAGCGGGCUGGUUUUCCUUCGGUGCGCGGCGGAUACCAGAGAGAACGGGGCGCGGCGGCCGGACACAGCGCGCGAUGCUUCAAGUGUUGAUGGCGAGUCAGUUGCGCCUUGAAGUGUCAAACUGGCGGCCGCGAACCCCACAGCAGCAGCACGCGUGGCCCCCGCCCCCGCUCCCCGCCCCCCGACCCCGUGCUGGCCAGGCGCGUGAAGACACAUUCCCACCCAUCGAAGAUUAACUCUAGCAACGAAAAAAGCAGCAGAGUGCCUUAAAGCGGCGUGAAAUAGCCUUACAAGCCUCUCAGGACUUUAUUGAGUUCGGAAAACCUUGGUGAGACAGAGCUCUUGAAGGCAGCAACUCUGACGCAGCGGAGCCUCACGACGGGACGAGUGCGGCAACAGCGGCUGUAGCGAUAGACAGUGCCCGCAGACCAUUCCUGGAAGUUUUAAGUCUGUAAAAAACACUGGUAACUUGAUCUUGUGAGUCUGAGUUGCCGAAGAGAGAACUUAUGAACACAGCUUUGCCCUCCCUGCCAAACCUCACCAUAGGGACGAGUGUAGCAGCUUAAGAGUGCCUUGCAAGACUAGUACAAGUUUUUAAGCUUUGAAAACCUCGGGAGCUUUACUUUAUGAGUCUGAGAAGCCAGUAGCAAACAUGACGUUCUCUUCAAGGAAGCUUAACCGUGAGCUGUACAACGAGCCGUUCAACACUGACGGUGGGGGCGAAUGUGUGUCCACCAGUUGGCUUCAGUGACCCCUGGACAGCCCAUUUGUGUGUGUGUGUGUGUGUUUGUGUGUUGGGGUAUAGGCUUCAGUGAGUGUGUUCAGGAACUUUUGAGAUAUUAACUGACCCAUACUAACAGAUGUGCUGACGCCAUCCAGGCUCUCUGUUCUGGAUCAAGUUUUUCAAGGCUCAGCUGCCCCGUCUUACCCAGGGAUAACCUCCUUUCUGCGCGCCCAUCGUCGAGGUGCACAGGGUUCGUGGUCACCCAACCCUCAGCCCUCACUCCCCGCCAACCAGCUCCUCACCACCAGCCCCAGAACUUUCACCAUACUCUUGAACAUUGCGGCGCCCAGACACACACAUCCGACAAGGCUUUCGUGGGAGUUGUGGGCAUUUCCUGUGGCAGUUUUACGAGCCUGAUGAUUGUUUGACAAAGCUUCUGUGUCAUACUCGUGAAGCAAUAUCAAUAAGGACUUGAAUAAUCUACUUUUUGACCUUUGGAAAUUGUUGACGUGAGAGACGGAAGCAUCUGGGAACACCGACCUCUCCCCUCGCUCUCCCCUUAAAUUCCCUCUCCAACUCACCGUAAUUUCCUCUCCCUCACCUUCCUUACCUUAUUAUCGCCUCAUUCACUCCUCGUCACCCGUUCCAGCCUUGUUUUCCCCUUCUCUUCCCCUCACACUCUCGCCCACAUACGGUCCCUCCUCCCCUUCACCUUACACCUGACACGCAUUUCAUCCCUUACCGUCACUUCCUCCCUCCUUUCCUUCCCUCCCUUCCAUCCCACACCCUGCUCCACCCCUCCCUCGCGCCCUUCCCGUCACAAUGGGGUGCAGCGAAAGCAAGGACCUGCAGCACAUCAAUCCUUCUGACGCCCACAAGAAGCUGGAGUCGUCUCUGGAGGGCCUUGAGGUGGUGCGGAUGACCUCCUCCGCCUCGUCGUCGGGCCAGGGGUCGUCUGUGCCUCACACGCCCGAGGAGAAGGCCCGAGAGACAACCGCUGGAGCCUUGGCCAUCUUCGACAACAUCCCCACCAACGAUUUAGGAGAAUCCCUUGACUGCCGUCGUGGGGCGGGCGCCUGGCACCACUCCACCAACGGGGCCGCUGCCAGCCUGCCCACCACGUCCACCUCCAGCCGCAGUGUGGACUCCAGCGACUCCGGCAUCUACGACCUCGACGAAGAUUACUCCUUCGUCAUCACCGAGAACUCCCCGCAAGAGCUGGUGCGCCGCGUGGAGGCCGACUUCACGCCCAUAGAGAACCUGGACCUGACGGUGACGGGCAAGCAGUGUCCGCGCCUGCUCAGCGGCUACCAGAAGGCGCGGCAGGAGGAGCAGGCCAUCCUGGCGUCGCUGCGGGAGGAUGGCUUCAUCGCCACCUCCAAGCAGCGGGCGGGCGCCGGCAUCGCCUUCGAGAUCAUCGAGGCCACGCCCGCCACCGAGUCCGCCAGCUCCAGCAAGUUCAAGCCGAAGGACUUCCUCCCGGAGAACACCCGCCAGCACCUCGAGUCACAGCGGAACCGAUUCAACCUGAAGGACCUGACUCACGCGGACGUGCGGAUGAAGAUGGAGAUGGCGGACAGGAGGCGGCAGGCCGAGCUGGAGUCCAAGAAGGAGAAGAUGGCAGCGAUGUCGAAAACUGACUCCGCAGAGGGCAAGCGGAUGUUCGACCUCCGGGAGAAGUUGUCGCAGCAGAAGGGCGCGGCGCUGGAGAAGAGGCGAGCCCACCUUCGGGAGCUGCGGGACAAGCUGCAGGCCCAGAACAGCAAGGCUAAGCAGGUCAAGCUGAAGAAGAUGAUCAACGGCCCGCCCGUCCCCGUGCCGCUCGGCCCCACUAGGCAGCUCUACCGCGCCAACCAGGAGUCCUUCUUCGACUGAUCGCCUGGUGGAGGGGAAGCGGAUCGCCUCCUUAGAACUCGGGAAGGGGAAUGCUGACCCCCUCCACGUCUGACAGGAAGAACGUGUCUAUGUCGUCUGAACAACCUCGGGAAAGGAAACGUUGACUCCCUCCACGUCUGACAGGAAGAACGUGUCUAAGUCGUCUGAACAACCUCGGGAAGGGAAACGUUGACUCUCUCCACGACUGAUAGAGAACUGAAGGAGGAGAGGAAUGUGUAUGCCUAUUCUGAAACACGGAUCGCUUCUUCGACGGAUAACGAGUCAGAGGUUGAUGAACUUUUCGGGUGAUCAACACACCAACAGAUCGCGCCUUCUACGUUGAUAAACUCUCGACUGUGAAACGGUGCCGGGCUGGAAAAACGUCGACGAUUUUAAAAUAGCAUGUCAGCGAAUUAAUCGAACGUUACUAGGUGGGCAAAGGCUUCGGUGACGGCCUCUUUGACUGAAAUAAGCGGUGACUGCAGAGGAACGUUUGAUGGUUGGUGGCCUGACUCUGAUGACUACGUUGACGGGUUCCUGUAUAUGCGACGGGUGGAGAGGUAACUUAUCUCGUCCCUAGAACUUCGGAAAGGGAAACAAUGACUCCGGUUGAGAGAAAGAGCGAAUCCGUGUUUUCUUAAUGGCCACUAGAAACUAAACCUUGACUCUCUCCAUCGGUUGACAGAAAGAACGUUACCAUGUCUAUGAAAACCUUGGGAAGGGAAACGUUGACCUCUUCACCUGAUAAGAAAGAGGAAGGAAGGAACCCAUGUCUCCCUCAGAACCUCCGGAGAGAGAGAGAGAUGCUCAACCCUAUAUACAACCGAUAAAAAAGACUCGCCACAUCCAAAGAAGAUUAAAAAUAAGAGUGAUGAUCGUCUUAAGAGUUACCAUGACGUGUUAGAAGGAGUGCAUAGAGAAUUGAUGUGUUUUGGAAUAGCUGGAGUACUUUACUGGUGAACUGAGGAUUGAUCUAUAUGUAAAAGUUGCCGUUUAAGGAUCGUCUAUUGUGAAUGACAGGCUGAUGUGUGUAUAGGGAAAGCUGGAGUGAUAGUGAAUGGAGUAUGUGUGUUGGUCAUAUGAUAGUGAAUGCAGAUGGCUGAUGUCUGUAUAGUGAAAGUCAUUAAAGGCGUCUGUAGUGAAUGAAAAGUUGUGGUUUAUACUGAAAGCUGGAAUGAUUGUGAAUGAAGAACUGAUAUGUUUGUUGGAGAAGAUGAAGUCCUAUGAUAGUGAAUAGAAAAAAACAUGCCUGUGUGUGAAAGUUGCCGGUUAAGGAUCGUCUAUAGUGAAUGAAAGCCUGGUGAUCGUAGAGAAAGCUGGAGUGAUAGUGAGUGGAGUAUGUGUGUUGGUCAUAUGAUAGUGAAUGCAGAUGGCUGAUGUCUGUAUAGUGAAAGUCAUUAAAGGCGUCUGUAGUGAAUGAAAAGUUGUGGUUUAUAUUGAAAGCUGAAGUGAUUGUGAAUGAAGAACUGAUAUGUUUGUUGGAAAAGAUGAAGUCCUAUGAUAGUGAAUAGAAAAAAAAUAUGCCUGUGUGUGAAAGUUGCCGGUUAAGGAUCGUCUAUAGCCUGGUGAUCGUAGAGAAAGCUGGAGUGAUUGUGAGUGGAGGUUUGCUAUGUGUGUUGGUCAUAUGAUAGUGAAUGCAGAUGGCUGAUGUCUGUAUUGUGAAAGUCAUUGAAGGCGUCUGUAGUGAAUGAAAAGUUGUGGUUUAUACUGAAAGCUGGAGUGAUUGUGAAUAGAGAAUUGAUAUGUUUGUUGGAGAAGAUGAAGUCCUAUGAUAGUGAAUAGAAAGAAUUGAUGUCUAUGUGUGUGAAAAUUGUUGUUGAAGGAUCGUAUAUAGUGAAUAAAAGCCUGGUGAUCGUAGAGAGAGCUGGAGUGAUAAUGAAUAGAGGGUUUACAUGUGUGUUAUAUAAGUUUGAAUCCAGAGAAACAGAGUACUUGGUUUCAUCUCAAGGAGCGUAAGCAAUAGGAGCGCUGAAGUCAUCCUCAAACUUUAUUUGGCACUAGUUUAAACCUCAUCUCAAUUAUGCAGUUCAGCUCUGGUCCCCCUACUAUAGAAUGGAUAUCAGGAUGUUAGAAUCUGUACAGAGGAGGAUGACAAAGAUGAUUCAGGGGGUGCGACACUUGCCUUAUGAAGACAGGCUGAAGCAUUUAAAUCUACACUCUCUAGAAAGGCGAAGGUUGCGAGGAGACCUGAUCGAAGUCUAUAAGUGGAUGAAGGACUUUAAUAAAGGGGAUGUCAAUAAGAUUUUGAUAGUAAAAGAGCCAGGUAGGACGCGUAGCAAUGGUUUUAAGUUACACAAAUACGGAUUCAACAAAGACAUAGGGAAGAAUUGGUUCACCAAUAGAGUGGUAGAUGAAUGGAAUAGGCUUGGGAGCCAUGUUGUGGGUGCCAGUACCAUAGACACAUUCAAGAAGAGGUUAGAUAAAGCCAUGGAUGGUGAGGUAAGGUGGGGUUGAGUGUACUGGAGCUGCCUUGUAUAGGCCAACCAGCCUCUUGCAGACUCCUUACGUUCUUAUGUACUUAUGUUCUUAUCGGUGAAUCUGUGUGUGAGAGUUGCCGUUCAAGUCGUCUAUAGUGAAGAGAAGGUUGGUAUUUACAUUGCCAGCUGGAGUGAUAGUGAAUAGAAGGUUUACAUGUGUGUUAUAUAAGUUUGAAUCCUCUAUCGCUGAAUCUGUGUGUGGGAGUUGUCGUUCAAGGCGUCUAUAGUGAAGAGAAGGUCGGUAUUUACAUUGCCAGUUGGAGUGAUAGUGAGUGAAGGGUUGACUUAAGUGUAUUUGGAGCACGGUGCAGCACUGAGAGGGUGUUCGGCUCUGUAAGCGUGCCGGACAACGUGCAGCUAAAGAACGGACAGCAUUCCUAUCCCUCAACGCUCACCUAAUAACUACAAUAAUGGAAUAUAUAUACAUGUUUAUUCUGUACCGGGUUUUCAGUGCGUGUAUCCCAAUGGAGUGAGUGUGGACUGUGUAAUAGUGUGUUGAAGUGUGAGGAACUUACCUGAACUGAAGGGAGGCUGUUGUCUUGGCCAGUGCCGGGCGCUGGGUCUGUAUGUCCUAAUGGAGUGUGUGUAGAGACAUCCAUUGCGCCUUACGGGGUAUAGGAAGGCAGUGUUUAUAGUGUGUUCAAGUGUGAUGACCAAAGUACGACCCCUAUUACUACUACUACUACUACUACUACUUUGCGACUACUACUACUACUACUUUACUACUACUACUUUACUACUACUACUACUACUACUACUACUACUACUACUACUACUACUACUACUACUACUACUACUACUACUACUACUACUACUACUACUACUACUACUACUACUACUACUACUACUACUACUACUACUACUACUACUACUACUACUACUACCACUACGUCCCCCAGCUCUCUGUCUGAUGUUAAGUGUACUCCAUCCUGCUCAGCGAAUGGUCUAACUUCAUCUCUCCACCUGGUCUUCUGUCUGCCCUGACUUAUACAAUGCUUGGGUCGCCCCUCUGUCACUCUUUUUCAGCUCUAACAAAGCUCUGACCUGCCCAAGUCUAUUUCAUAUUCUUCAGAGUCAUUGAAAUUCUAUCAUGAACCUCUCUCUUUACUCCACUCGCUUCCCGUUUAUCCGCGUUAUUCCCAGUGUUCUUCUCUUCAUUCCUCUUUGUCGCGUCUUCGCCUUUUUCAGAAUAUUUCAAAAUGUUUCUGAGCUGUUGUCUUCCAAAUAUGUCGAGGCCGGUCUGGCGUAGGCUCCCGCGGGUCCUUUCCUCCCCUCUGCUCUGCCACACAGUCCCAACACCUGUUUCUUCCACUCAUAUGCAAGCUAUAGGUAACAUAUGAGAGGAAAAAAAUAGGUGUUGGGACUGUGUGGCAGAGCAGAGGGGAGGAAUGGACCCGCGGGAAUCAACGCCAAAACGGACUCGACAAUUUGGUGUCACUAUAGUCGGGGUAACAACUUCACCAGGGAGAGUGGCGGGUUGUUACUCAUGAUAUCAACGCGUCCACCAAAACCACUCCGUCCUAUUCCUACGCUGUCUGAUUUUUUUUUUUUUUUAAUAUUUCCUGGUCUGGGUUUGCACUCAUUGUUUGUCCUUUUUUCUUUUUUUUUACAGCAAAGGAGACAGCUCAAGGGCACACAAAAAAGGAAACAAUAAAAAAAAGGCCCGCUACUCGCUGCUCCUGUAAAGAGUCCGAAGAGGUGGCCGAAAGAGCAGUCAAUUACGUGAGAACUUAACAUGUGUACUCCUUUUCUCUUUCAAGUGUUUCCUUCCGAUUACUAUUUGUUACUGUACCAGCUUAUUCCUUCACAGUACCUUUGUUUAUCUUCAUGUUCAUCUGCAGGCCUACGUUCUUGCUCCAUUUGUUUAAUUCUUGUAUCGUUCUCUGUAUAUACUUGCUCAGCCUCGCCUAGGAACACUAUGCCAUCCGUGACUCUAAGGAUGUUAAGGUACUCACCGUCUAUCUUGAUGCCGGCGUUAUCCCAUUAUGUUUUUAAUGUAUCGUUUACCCAAGGAGAUAUUGUGUCACCUUCCCGAACGCCCUCCUGAAGCGGAAGAUUCUCGCUGUUGUGGGAGAGUUUCAUGGCUGCCGGGCCGUCUCUAUGUAUAUAUCUCUCUCAGUUGUCCAUAGUCAAGCCUGUAAUACGCCUAAACUCUUCCCCGAAUAAGUAGAGUAGGACAAAUUAUCCAGACUUUGUUCCGUGAAGUGCAGGUACAGGAAGAGUUGGGUUCCUGAGGUGUUCACAGCAUGCCGGCAGAGUCCAGGGCGCAUAUUUGUAGUGAGCAGCAGAGGGACAGGAGAUUACUGGGAGAGGUGAGGCAUUUAGCUGUUGGGUCACUAAGAGUUGCCGGUGGCUCUCAACACAAUAGUGGAGGUCCGGGUACUUGUGUAGCGGACGCCGUGUCUCUGGGUGUUAGGGUGGCAAGAUCAAGGCCGGGAAGUGAGGUGGAGAAGCGUCGAAGCACAGGGAAACACAGUGUUUAUUCCCAAGACUAGAGUUAAGGUCGGGGCGUAUGAUAUAGCUACGCGUGGCCUCUGUGCUCAUCUCUGUCUCACUCGCCCUUGAACCUGCGGUGGGUGAGAACCAUUGUGACAUAGGAGUUGUAACCGCUUACCUUACCAAGUACCGCUCGCCCGCCAGCCCAGAAGGGAGGUGUACAGCUGGGUGUUCUGCGCGGACUGCCCUGCCCGGGAUAUGAACCCGAGCUUGCGGCUUCAUAUCAAUCAGUGAAGGGGGCAUGCGCCGGGGGACGCGCUGGCUCGCCCCUCCACGCAGGUCUCCUUCCCAUCCCAAGUAGCUCAUGCCAGGACCUAUCGACUUGCUCAAGCCAUGAACUCUGUGGGCGUCCCCUCGGCCUCCUCCCUCCACUCGGGGUUGCCUCUCACGGAAACAACCCUGUGAGCAGGGUCGGCUUCAGGGCACCGUGCCACAUGCCCGUACAGAUCGCGACUUCAUAGGUAGACGUACUAAUCACUCACCCUGGAAUGCUGGUAAGAAAAGCUACUUUCCACGCUGUGCCUUAUGACUGUUGAGUUACUAAGAGGUAUAGCUACGCGGCUCUCAGCGUGCUUGUAAAAGUCCAGAGUAAAUGUAGUCAAGGGCAGAGGAGCAACACGCUGAGAGAGGUAAGGUGUUAACUUUUGGAGUGGUGGCCAGACGUGCCUCAACCCCCCACGUUAACCCAUGACCUGGAACCGGACAGGGACGAGGAUCUGCAGCAACACAGCAAGCAUAGUCGUGCAACACUUCUUGUUUGCGUCACGGCUUGCUUGCAGGAGCGUAGUUGCAGCAGUUCAGUGUCUCGCGUCUGUCAGGAUCGGAAUCACAUGCUGCAGAGUCAUAGAAGUGAGCCGUGUCCUGUCAGGGUUGCAAAAUAUUGGGCUUGUGCCUUCAAGUAGCUAUGCUGAGAGGCGUCCAGGGAGUUAUGUUUUCAAAAAGCAAACACCUGCAACCGCAGCACCGGAGCCCCGGGGCGGCCGCACCAGACUAGUAGUACAUAUUAUGACAAUGCAUGCCCACAUGGCCCUCGUCCCGUCCCUUGUUGGCUUGUCCCCAGGCCGACAGAAAGAGUGUCGGCCUGGGGCUUGUCCCUCGGCCAGCUGGGACGUGUACGGCAGAUCACGGCCCGGCUACAGCGCAGGCUUUGAUUUACAUAGAUUUAAAGUGAUACUCAGACCACACAGACCCUAUGAUAAUCCAGCUGAACUAGGUGGCCUGUCCUUAAACCUAAGUGAAAUUAUAUUAAUCAAAUGCCACCAAGACUUUGCAUUUCUACUUUAGUAAAUAUUAAGGUGAAGGAAGUGUCGGUCAGGUCAGUCGGUCGGUGAGGGGGAGGGACGAGUCAGGAGCCAGCUGGGUGUUGUACUCUUGAGACAUAACCUCGCCGUCCCCUGCAGCCGUCAGUGGGUGUGAGGGGAGGGACGAGUCAGGCGCCAGCUGGGUGUUGUAUUCUUGAGACAUAACCUCGCCGUCCCCUGCAGCCGUCAGUGGGUGUGAGGGGAGGGACGAGUCAGGCGCCAGCUGGGUGUUGUACUCUUGAGACAUAACCUCGCCGUCCCUUGCAGCCGUCAGUGGGUGUGAGGGGAGGGACGAGUCAGGCGCCAGCUGGGUGUUGUACUCUUGAGACAUAACCUCGCCGUCCCUUGCAGCCGUCAGUGGGUGUGAGGGGAGGGACGAGUCAGGCGCCAGCUGGGUGUUGUACUCUUGAGACAUAACCUCGCCGUCCCUUGCAGCCGUCAGUGGGUGUGAGGGGAGGGACGAGUCAGGCGCCAGCUGGGUGUUGUACUCUUGAGACAUAACCUCGCCGUCCCCUGCAGCCGUCAGUGGUCCACAGCAAGACAAAAAUAGCUGUCUUUCCCAACGUCCAGUGUCUGAAAUAACAAAUUACAAUACACUCAAGAUGUCUGUGUUUCUUCCUUCCUGUGACUUAAACUUAACCGAGGCAUGUUUGGACGCCGAGUGAGUGUUACCCGGCAUGGCAUGAGAGAGACACACAUGCACACACGUACACCAGGGAAUGUGCGUGUGUGUGUGUGUGUGUGUGUGUGUGUGUGCGCGCAGCGUCUACCGUAACCGUCACAAUAAUCUGUAUCGGAACUUUUUUGUUGUUGUUUUCCGUGGUGGUCGUCUUGAGAGUCACGUGACCACAUUCCAAUGCCCCCGAGCCAGAGUAGGAGGCGGGCAGAAUCUUCGUUCCCUGACCAGACAACGCACAAAGCAGCAGGGGUCAUAUUUUUAAACACUUACCCGCCCAAGGCUUUCAUACGGGUUUGAGUCAUAUCCAGAGGUAGUUUUGUGACCCUUCUGGUAGUUUGAUCAUUCCUCUGUAUAUAUUUAAACAGUUCAACGUCCAAACACACACACAUUUGACAAGGCUUCCGUAGGGGUUUGGAGCAUUUCCAGAGGUAGUUUUGUGACCCUUCUGGUAGUCUAAUCAUUUUUCUGUAUCAUUAACCUAAAGGAACACUCUAUAGAACCCAUAUAUUUAAACCUUUCAGCGCCCAAGCACACACACAUUUGACAAGGCUUCCGUAGGGGUUUGGAGCAUUUCCAGAGGUAGUUUUGUGACCCUUCUGGUAGUUUGAUCAUUCUUCUGUAUCAUUAACCUAAAGGAACACUCUAUAGAACCCAUAUAUUUAAACAGUUCAGCGCCCAAGGACACACACAUUUGACAAGGCUUUCGUAAGGGUUUGGGGCAUUUUCAGGGGUAGUUUAAUGACCCUUAUGGUAGUGUGAUCAUUCCUCUGUAUCAUUAACCUUAAGGAGCACUCAUUAGAACCCAUAUAAUUAAAGUUUUCAUCUACCAAGCGCACACACAUUUGACAAGGCUUUCGUAGGGGCUGUGGGCAUUUCCAGAGGUAGUUUAAUGACCCUUCUGGUAAUUUAGUCAUUCUUCUGCACCGUGAGCCUAAAGAAACACUCAUUAGAACUCGGCUGAUCUCCUUUUCGGCCUUUGGAAAGAGUUGAUAUGAGAGGCGGAAGUGUCGGAAAAUACACACUUAGUCUCCGUAUUCUCAAACGCUGGCGACUCUCACAUCAAAUACUUCCAAAGACCACAAAGGUGAUUACUCUGGUUCUCAUGAGUGCUUUUCACAUUGGCGGGUACUCUAAGAUGCCUUCACCUCUCACAUCAACUAUUUCCAAGGGCCGAAAGGGAGAUCAGUCGGGCUAUAAUGCAUGUUUUUAGGGUUCAUGGUACAGAAGAAGGGUCAGACUACCGGAAGGGCCAUAAAAGUACCCCUUGAAAUGCCCAAAACUCUUAUGAAAGCCUUACCAAAUGUCUGUGUGCCUAGACGCCGAAGUGGUUAACGGCCCAUUGACGGCGCAUAAGCUUUGUUAAAUUAUCCCUAUGCAUAUAAACCUACCCGUGGAAACACUAAUACAAACUCGACGAAAGGCUUGCCGAAUGUGCAUGGGUGUGUGUAGGGUGUGUGUAAGCGCUGAAAUGCUUGAGAUUACGGGCCCGGGACUGAUGUGGACUCCCUGUGCAUAAAAACAGGCCCACGGAGCUCCCUAACACUGCGCCCGAUGUGUCUCUCAGGGUCAGAGUAUUGGGCAUCUUAUUAAGUGUAGGAGAGAGCAUCAUAGCCUUGGUAUGUGUGUGUGUGUGUGUGUGUGUGUGUGUUAGUGUGUGUGUGUGAGAGAGAGAGAGAGAGAGAGAGAGAGAGAGAGAUUUUCAAAGCUGUUCAGACCCCAUGGUCCAAAUUAGGUGGUCUGUUCUUAAAUCAAUAAGAAACCAAUAAAUGGCCACCAAGACUUUACCUUUCUGCCUCGGCGAAUAUUAAGUUGAAGGAAGUGACGGUCGAGCUUGUCUUUAAAGGAGUCAGUCGUGCUGCACUGGACCACUGAAGGCUUAUCCCUAAUUCCUCGCGCUACAACGUUGGAGAAGAAAAAAAUGUUACUGUGAUUUUUUUUUUACAUAAAAGUUUUAUGCCAUUAUUUCUCGUUCGAAACGUGUAAUCGAUCAUCAUCAGUUGGAUUCGCCCACAUUCGUAAAAGCAGCAUUUUGAAACAUUCGGUCAGCUUUCCUCGGAAGUGACGCUUCUCAAGAGGGAACAGCGAAGGGCUGGGAGGGAGCCUCUCGUCGUAGGUGUGUUGCGCAAGGAAGAGAUCGUCUUUGUUGCCUUACAUUGUUCACCUAGCUUAGCAAUGUCCUCCACGUGGUGGGGAGACCAAACCUGUACCGCAUAUUACGUCAGGUCUGACUAACUAUUGUAUAGUGGUUAUAUUACAUAUUUAUUCUUGAA